Molecule: messenger RNA, 10403 nt
Organism: Sinocyclocheilus anshuiensis
Lineage: Eukaryota; Metazoa; Chordata; Actinopteri; Cypriniformes; Cyprinidae
Product: spectrin beta chain, non-erythrocytic 4-like
Exons: 36
Coding region: 23-7879 (2618 amino acids)
Cellular component (GO): spectrin
Molecular function (GO): actin binding; structural constituent of cytoskeleton; phospholipid binding
Source: RefSeq, a predicted model, not a curated record
GCUGCUUGAGGAAGCAGGCGCGAUGGCCAGUGCCUCAACAGACCUGGACAAUGCUGAGGCCCAGAGACAGCUCAACAACAACAACAGGCCUGCAAGCACAGGAUUCUGGGAAACAGAGACCACCAGUGCCAAACUAUUUGAGUGCUCUCGCAUCAAAGCACUAGCAGAUGAGAGGGACGCAGUCCAGAAGAAAACCUUUACUAAGUGGGUAAACUCUCACUUGGCCCGUGUGUCCUGCCGUAUCUCUGACCUGUAUAAUGACCUGAGAGACGGAUACAUGCUCAUCAGACUGCUGGAGGUGCUGUCAGGAGAGCUGCUGCCUCGGCCCACGAGAGGCAGGAUGAGGAUUCACUGUUUGGAGAAUGUGGAUAAGGCUCUUCAGUUCCUCAAAGAACAGAGGGUUCAUCUAGAAAAUGUUGGUUCUCAUGAUAUAGUUGAUGGGAACCACCGCCUCACUCUCGGCCUCAUCUGGACCAUCAUCCUCCGCUUCCAGAUCCAGGUGAUUAAGAUUGAGACGGAGGACAACAGAGAGACACGCUCCGCUAAAGAUGCCCUUCUUCUGUGGUGUCAGAUGAAAACAGCAGGGUAUCCUGAGGUCAACAUUCACAACUUCACCACCUGCUGGAGGGACGGCCUGGCUUUCAACGCUCUUAUUCACAGGCACAGGCCUGAUUUAAUUGAAUUCCACAAGCUGACCAGAUCCAAUGCAACACACAACCUCCAACAAGCCUUUAACAUCACUGAACAGAGUCUCGGACUCACCAAGCUACUAGACCCUGAGGAUGUAAACACAGAAAAUCCGGAUGAGAAGUCCAUCAUCACUUAUGUAGUUUCCUACUAUCAUUAUUUCUCCAAAAUGAAGGCACUUAUUGUAGAAGGGAAGAGAAUUGGAAAGGUGCUGGACAAUGCUAUCGAAGCUGAGAAGAUCAUUCGCCGCUACGAGGCUUUAGCGUCCGACCUGUUAGAGUGGCUUGAGAGAACCAUUAGCAUCAUUAGCAACCAGAAGUUUGCAAACUCGCUGUCGGGUGUGCAGCAACAGCUUCAAGCCUUUACCACCUACUGCACCAUUGAGAAGCCUAUCAAAUUCCAGGAGAAAGGGAACCUGGAGGUGCUGCUUUUCACCAUCCAAAGUAAGCUCAGAGCUAACAAUCAGAAGCCAUAUGUGCCUCAUGACGGGAAACUUAUCUCAGACAUCAAUAAGGCGUGGGAGAGACUAGAGAAGGCGGAGCACGAGAGGGGCGUGGCUCUUAGAAAAGAGCUGAUUCGUCAGGAAAAGCUAGAACUUCUAGCUCAACGAUUCGAUCAUAAGACCACCAUGAGGCAGGCUUGGCUGAAUGAAAACCAGCGUCUCGUCUCACAGGAUAACUUCGGCUAUGACCUGCCAGCGGUAGAAGCUGCCAUGAAGAAACACGAGGCGAUCGAAGCAGACAUCCUGUCGUACGAGGAGCGAAUCAGUGUCGUGGUGGAGCUGGCCAAUGAGAUGGAGUCAGAAGGAUACUAUGACAUCCGACGUAUCUUGGCACGCAAAGAAAACAUCCUUGGCCAGUGGAGCCUUCUGAAGGAGCUGGUGGUGGGGCGUAAAGCCCGUCUGGAGAAGAACCUGGCCCUGCAGAAGACCUUCCAAGAGAUGGUCUACAUGAUCGACUGGAUGGAGGAGAUGCAGGUUAAGUUGCUUUCUAAGGACUACGGCAAACAUCUUCUUGAAGUGGAGGACAUGCUCCAGAAACAGAGUUUACAGGAGGCUGACAUCUCUAUACAGGCAGACAGAGUUCAAACCCUCAACACUGCAGCUCUCAAAUUCACCACUAUUGAAGGUUACCAGCCGUGUGACCCUCAGGUAAUUUGUAACCGGGUCAACCACGUCAACACCUGCCUGGAAGAAUUAAAGCAGCUGGCUGCAAAACGGCGCUUGGAGCUGGAGGAUUCGCGUGAGCUGUGGGCCUUCUUUCAGGAGGUAGAGGAAUCAGAGAAUUGGAUCCGAGAGAAGAUGUCCAUCUUGGCCACGCAGAGCUGCGGGAAAGACCUGAGCAGCAUCCUGCGACUGCUGCAGAAGCACAAAACCGUGGCUGGAGAGCUGUUGACGCGACGUGCGUUAAUUCAGCAGACCAUGAUGAAAGGCAAGCAGAUCCUCACCCAGAAGAGCUUUGGUACGACUGGAAUACAAGAGCGACUGAUGGAGGUCAAGGCCGAGUGGAAGAGACUGGAGGACCAGGCCGCACAGAGGCUGUGUAACCUACAGGAGGCGUUGGACUUUUUUCAGUUCAGCACCGAGACGGACGAUCUUCUAGCUUGGCUACAGGACGCUUACAGGCUCGUUUCUAGCGAGGACUUCGGACAUGAUGAGUAUUCAACGCAGUCUCUUCUUAAAAAGCACAGAGGUGUCCGAGAGAGUAUCGAUAAACACCGUGUACUAGUGGUGGGCCUUCGGAAACACAUGGUUGCGUUGCCAAUGCAUUAUCGGGAGCUGGAUGAGGUGCGAGCUCGCAUGGCUGAGACGGAGCAGCUCUACGCAGAGGUGGCGGAAGUUGCCGUGUUGCGGCAGCAGUGGCUUCAUGACGCGCUGGCUGUGUAUCGCAUGUUUAGUGAGGUGAACGCCUGUGAGGUGUGGAUUGAUGAGAAGGAGCAGUGGCUGAACAGGAUGGAGGUUCCCGAAAGACUAGAGGACGUGGAGAUGAUCGCACACAGGUUUGAAAGUUUGGACCAGGAGAUGAACAGCCUGAUGGGAAGGAUACUAGAUGUUAAUCAGAUCGUCCAGCAGCUCUUAGACAGCGGUCACCCCAGUUCCACUGAAGUCAGGGGCUGUCAAGAUCACUUGAACAGCAGGUGGAACCGCAUCGUGGAGCUGGUCGAGCAGAAGAAAGAUCACCUGGACUCGAUCCUGCGCAUCCAGAACUACUUACUGGAAUGCACUGAGAUCAAGUCCCAGAUUCAGGACAAGCGGAAAGCCAUAGAUGCCACGCAGUAUGUGGGCAGUGACCUGGGCAGCGUGCUGGCUCUGCAGCGCCGUCUCUCCACCAUGGAGGGAGCUCUGACGGUUCUCGAGCCCAAGCUCCUUCACCUGCAGGAGGAAGCGGAGGAGCUCGCCACAUCCCAUCCGGACAAGACCGUAGACAUCCUGGUUCCCUUUGAGGGCAUCAGCGUGGAGUGGGAAGAGCUAAAGUGUACAUUGCAAGGCUGUGAAGACUCUUUAACCGUCGCUGGCCGCUUACAACAGUUCAUCCAAGACUUGGAUUCCUUCCUCACUUGGUUGGUGCAAACCCAGACUGCUGCUGCUUCGGAUGAGCUUCCCAAUGCUUUAGAGGAUGCAGAACGGCUAAUAAACCAACACGCCGCGCUCAAGGAGGAGAUCGGAAGGUACGAAGAGGACUACGAGCGUCUCCAGGCUGUGAAUGAGCUCGUGGAGACGGAGGAAGCGCCGUUGCCUCAUGGAGCUCUGCAGCAGUGGCUGCACAAGCUGGACGUGGGCUGGAACAAACUGCUGGAGAUGUGGGAGAGCAGGAGGGAGGUGCUGGUGCAAGCUCACAUCUUCCAUCUCUUCCUGAGGGACGUCAAGCAGGCCGAGGCUUUCCUCAAUAACCAGGAGUCAGCGCUGGCCCAUGUGGAGCUCCCCACCACAGUGGAGACAGUGGAGGCAGCCAUCAAAAAGCACAAGGACUUUACCACCACCAUGGAGCUCAACCUGCACCGCAUUAAAGCUGUCAUAGAGGCAGGAGAGAGCCUCAUCAGUCAGAACAACAUCUAUUCUGAGCGCAUCAGAGAGAGAGUGGAUCUGCUCGCUAACAGAGGGAACCGGAACCGUGAACACGCUCAGCAGUGGCUUCAUAAACUCAAUGACCAGUGGGAGCUCCAGAGGUUUCUACAAGACUGCCAUGAGAUUGGAGAUUGGGUGGCAGAAAAGAUGCUAAUGGCUGGCGACACCUCCCGCGACGAGACUCAGAAGCUUCAUAAGAAGUGGCUAAAACACCAGACCUUUAUGGCAGAACUUGCUCAGAACAAGGAGUGGCUGGACAAGAUGGAAAAAGAGGGCCAGAGGUUAAUGCAGGAGAAGCCGGAGCUGAGCGCGCUGGUGAAGAAGAAGCUGGAGGAGAUCCGUGAGUGCUGGCAGGAUCUGGAGAGCACCACACAAGCCAAAGCCCGGCAGCUGUUCGAGGCCAACCGGGCCGACCUGCUGGUACAGAGCUACUCCAGCCUGGACCAGCGACUCGAGCAGCUUGAGGGACACCUGGCACACGUGGACUACGGCCAGGACCUGACCACAGUCAACAAGCAGCUGAAGAAACUACAGACGAUGGAGUGUCAGAUGGAGGAGUGGUAUAAAGAGGUUGGAGAGCUGCAGGCCCAGGCGGCCUCCAUCCCUCAGCAGGGGCAGGUGAUGGAAAAGGUGUGCGAGAGACAAGCCGGGGUGGAAACGCGAAUUGUACGACUGAUUGAGCCUCUGAAAGAGAGACGUCGUAUCCUCCUGGCCUCUAAAGAAGUGCACCAAGUGGGCCGUGACCUUGAGGAUGAAAUUUUGUGGAUACAAGAGCGUCUUCCAGUGGCCACUUCUCAGGAACAUGGCACAAGUUUACAAGCUGUACAGCAACUCAUGAAGAAGAAUCAAAGUCUGCAGAGAGAGCUUCAAGGUCAUCGUGGAUGUGUGGAGGAUGUUCUGGAGAGAGCAGGUGUGAUCGCGUCCAUCCGCAGUCCGGAGGCAGACAGCAUCAGGGCCGGCAUGGAGCAGCUCCAUCAGCUGUGGGAGGCGCUGUGGACCGAGACCGAGCACCGGCAGCUCCGGCUGGAUGUCAUGUACCAGGCGCAGCAGUACUACUUUGAUGCGGGAGAGGUGGAGGCCUGGCUCAGCGAGCAGGAACUGCACAUGAUGAAUGAAGAGACGGGAAAGGAUGAAGCCAGUACUCUGCAGCUGCUGAAGAAACAGCUGGCGCUAGAGCAGACCAUAGAGGACUAUGCUGAGACCAUCGGAAUGCUUUCUCAGCAGUGCAGACAGCUGCUGGAGCUCGGACAUCCAGACUGUGAGCAGAUCAGUAAGCAUCAGUCUCAGAUCGACAGGCUGUACGUGUCUCUGAAGGACCUGGUGGAGGAGAGGAAGUCUCGUCUGGAGCAACAGUACUGGCUCUAUCAGCUCAACAGAGAGGUGGAUGAACUUGAGCAGUGGAUAGCAGAGAGGGAGGUCAUCGCCAGCUCCACUGAACUCGGACAGGACUUCGAGCAUGUCACGAUUCUGCAGGAGAAAUUCACAGAGUUUGCAUCGGAGACUGGGAGCCUGGGGCAGGAGAGGGUCACAGCUGUCAACCAGAUGGUUGAUGAGCUCAUAGAUUACGGGCAUGGGGAUGCAGCCACCAUCGCUGAAUGGAAGGAUGGGGUGAACGAGGCCUGGGCGGAUCUGCUGGAGCUGAUGGAGACGCGAGGACAGAUGCUUGCUGCUUCACACCAGUUACACAAGUUCUUCUCUGACUGCCAAGAGGUUUUAGCACAGAUCGAGGAUAAGCAGCGGAGGUUACCUGAGGUUCGUGCAUGUCAAGGAGGCACUUCAAAUACCAGCACUCUGCAGAGACUUAUGCAGACUUUUGAACAUGAUAUUCAGCUACUUGUUACACAGGUAAGACAGUUGCAGGAAAGUGCAGCCCAGCUCCGAACAGUUUAUGCCGGGGAGAAAGCAGAAGCCAUCGCCAUGCAAGAACAUGAAGUGAUGCAGACAUGGAAAGAGCUGCUCAUUUCCUGUGAGGACUGCCGAAUGCAGAUCACCACAGCGACAGACAAGUUACGCUUCUUUGGGAUGGUGCGUGAUCAGCUGAUGUGGAUGGACAGCAUCAUCUGUCAGAUAGGAACUGGGGAGAAACCAAGCUCUUUCCUCAGAGCUUUAAUGGGAUAUGGGGUCUCUGGUGCUUGCAGGGACGUGUCAUCUGUGGAGGUCCUGAUGAACUAUCACCAGAGCCUCAAGAGUGAAGUGGAGGCCAGAAACAAGAGCGUCCUACAGUGUAUCGAGAUGGGCAAGACUUUACUGGCCGCCCAUAACCCUGCAUCAGAAGAGAUCAAAGAAAAGCUGGAGAAGGUUUUGGCCAAGCAGCAAGAGCUCACUGAGAAAUGGGACAAACACUGGGAAGAGUUGCAGCACAUGUUGGAGGUGCAUCAGUUUGCUCAGGAAGCAGUGGUAGCGGAGGCCUGGCUCACUGCUCAGGAGCCCUUCAUAAGUAGUAAUGAACUGGGCGGCAGCGUGGAUGAGGUUGAACAGCUGAUUCGCAGACAUGAAGCCUUUCGCAAAGCUGCGGCCACAUGGGAAGAACGCUUCAGCUCUUUACGUCGUCUUACCACAGUAGAGAAGAUAAAAGCAGAGCAGAGUAAGCUUCCUCCAACUCCCUUGCUGGGACGGAAGGUUUUCUUGGACCCUCAGGACUCUUCUCCUGCUCGCAGUAGCCCUUCCUCCAUGAUAAGACAGACCAUAUACGAGCAGGGUGAGUCCCGGCUGGAGCGCAUCACCCCUCAGCCCUCUCCCUCUUCCGUGGCCCGCAGACUGGGUUCUACUGUGGCCAACUACACUCCCAUCAUGAAUGGAGCUGCUACUUAUCGCCUACAGGAAGCCAGGAAUGCUGGGAUUGUUGGAGUGGCUGCAGGACUGGGCACUGCUAUGGAGCACAAGGUCACCCAAUUGCGAAUGGAAUUUAAGGCCCAAGUCCCACAGCAGAAGAUCGAACAUAUCCAUGAGGCAGUCCACCCCCUACUGGAGAGAGACAGGGAGCGGGAGCGGUAUCAUGAGAACGUGAUGGCAGAGGUGGUGCUCCAGGAGCCAGGCGGAGGAAGGGAACGCCUAAACAGCAUGGUGGGAGGGAGCGGGAGCAGCCGCUCAGAGCUUCUGGUGGAGCAGCAUCCCCCACCGAGGGAGUCGCGGAUGGAGAGACAACUAUCUAUUGAGCAGCUGAUUCGGGCACGCAGGGACGAGCUGCCUCAGGAGGUGUGGAGAGAACGAGCUGGGAGGGCAGAGAGGAGGCUGGAGAGACAGACAUCUAGUGAACAGGAAGGUCAUGAGGUGCGGCGUAGGGACAGACACCGACCAGAGAGACAGGACAGCAGCGAGCAGGAGGCCAGGGAGCAGUCGGACAGACGCUCUGGUGGCGGGGACAAAAGGUCGACGCUAGCUGAGAUUGUGGAGCAGCUUCAGGAAAGAGAAGCAGCACAGGCCCGAGGAGAGAUUCCAUGUCUACCCAAUGGUUUUCCUGAGAAGUCUUCUAAACCGGACCGACCACGUGCUCGCGACAGACCCAAACCGAGAAGAAGACCACGACCCAAGGAGCCGACAGCUGGCGAAACACGGCGCUCAAGGUCUGCACCAGCCCAGAGCAGCCCACCAGUUCCCCAGCCGGCUACCCACAUGGCCCAGCGUGAAGGGUUCCUCUUCCGCAAAAUAGACAUUGAAGGCCAAAAGAAGAGUUCAAACAGCAGAUCUUGGGUGAAUUUGUACUGUGUGCUGAAUAAAGGUGAGCUGGGCUUCUAUAAGGAUGCGAAGAACACCUCCACACCUUACAACAACGAGCCGCUUAUCAACCUGAGCCGUUGUGCCUGUGAUAUCAACAAUGGUUACAAAAAGAAGAAGAAUGUCUUCACUCUCAAAACUAAGGAUGGAAGUGAGUUUCUGUUCCAUGCUAAAGAUGAGGACGAUCUGAAAAGCUGGACCACAAGUAUAAACACCAGUAUAAGUGAGCAUGAAGAGGUUGCCAAACCGGGGCAGACCAAUCCAACUACCUCAUCUACUGACGAGGGAACGCGCAGGGAUGGCAGCAGGGCAGGCGGUUCGGAAAGAGGUGAAAAGUCAGACCGAGCCGAUGGGGGAUCUGUGCGCUCAGACAAGGGCGAAAAGCCUGAGAAAAAGACAGGCAAGAAGAAAUGAGGCACACGAUAGUAGUGAGCCAGGAGCCAGGACUUUCGGAAAUCCAGGAAAGUGCUCUGACGGGAUCAGGAAACGAAGGCGUCACUGUGAACUCCCUUUAUGUCUUGCUGUCCAGUUGAGUAUGGAAUCAGGCAACAUGGAGGAGCACGGAGCUCAUGUGUCAGUGAGCGCCCUCUAGUGGCUGAAAAGGACCAUGACAAUUCAGAAGCUCCAUAUGGGCCAAAGAGCUGAUAGCAUAGGCAAAUUGAGGAUAAACGAGAAAGAUGUUAUAGUAAAGUAGCUCAUGAAGAUUAUUUUCUAAUCCGUCUGUGAAAAAGAUGACCCAUAUGUAUGUGUACCCUGUAAGUUGUUUUGCUCUUUUAUACUGUUAAAGUGUUGAUUUGUAUUCAUUGGCUCAUCCACACGUUUGAACGCCGUGUGACAUAUCGGAGCAUGCCUACCAGGUUUAACUUUCAACUGAAGAAAUAAAUGGUCUGUUUCAAAUAAAGGGAAGCAGCUCACCUGCUGUGAGUGUGUAUUCUCAGAUUUGAUUACUGGGGUUUGUUGGUUUCGUACACGAGUUUUCCCAAGUCUCAACCAUUAAUCUCAUAUUAUGCAUUAAAUGUCGAGUGUGAGUUAAUUUGCUCUUUUAAUGACAGAUUACCAAAUCAGUUGUGUGUAUGUGUCAUGUACACAUCGUAUUCGUCAUCAAGCCAUUCUGAAUGCGAGAUCAGGUUUACAUCAUUUUAUUUAUACUCAAAAGUCUUCCAAGCAAAGAAUUGAUUGUUUUGUAAAAUUCCACAAGUUUUUUUCCUUUUGUCACUUUCUCCCAGCAUUAUUUCCAAGCAGGGCUGAAUGGAUGCAGGCGUUUGAUUUAACUGGUAAUGUUUGUAAGAUGGCAGCUGAAUGCCAUGAUGUUAUGUGAUUGUCUCUCCUGAUUGGCAGAAACUGGGAUAAAUAUGUCUUUGAAUUGUGUAGUUCCGCAGGUGAUCGUAUAGAAAGCCCAUAGCUAGCAAAAAUGCAAGGUAUAUUGCAAGAAAAGCGGUACAUGCUUUAGACAGCUCUGCAAAUGUUGACACAAAUCCAAUUUGGUUCUUUUGAGAUCCAUACAUAUACAUGCACACAAAUGAGCUGACUACAUAAUGACAUGCGAUUUUUCAUGCAACAUACAGGGUUGAAAUUAAAUGUCAAAGUGUGUGCUAAACGGAAACGUAAUGGUUUGAGGUAUUAUAUUUGUGCCUCAUUGUCCUAAAGUAUGUAUGGAAUGUAUGGAAUGUAAACCAAUCGUUGAGAGGGAGGAGAUGAUGUUCAUGUACCAUUUUUUUUCAAUCAACAAGUUAGUCGUUUUCGCUUUGCAAGCUCAUGUUUGUUCUUUUAUCUGAACAGAGCAUCAUGCAAAUGCUUUUGUAAUGUCCCUGCUUUUAAAUAUACAAUUGUCAGCUCUCAUUUCUCUAUACAAUCUUAAAGCAUUGUAUAUAUAUAUCGAAAGAGCUUUCUGUGUCUGGGUCUGAAUUUCUCUUCCUUUGACACCCUUGGUUUUGUCUCCAAGUCUACUUUUUGGUACAAAAAAAAUCCUAUUUUUAUGCAAUAGAAUAACUUAUACAGGCAGAGGGUAUGCAGUAAAAGUGUCCAAUGUGGUGGCAAACGGAAAUAAUGUAUGCACUUGCAAGUAGAAAAUUUAUGCAACUUUUCCUUUGCACUAAAUGACUGCCCCAUUGCACAGUGCUAUUGUGAGCAGAAGAUUGGUGCUUGAGGGUCUGGGACAAGUUGCUGUGUUUUGUGAUUAGCUCAGCUAGCAGUAUUAUAAAACAAUGUGUUCAUUCAGCAGCAUAUUUUAAGAAAUCAUGAAUGCCACCGGCUUACACUCUCAUUCAUACAACUGCAUACACACAUUUAAUACCUGCUGCUUCCGUCACAUGCAAGUUGAUGGAUAUGAAACUGUUGUGUGUAACCGGAAGCAUUUGGAAACAUUUAUAAAAUGUUAUUAAAUCCAAGAUGGAUCUGAUCCAUUGAAUCAACACAAAGCACAACCCCAACAGUAAAUACAUAUUGUUUUAUGGUUUAAUAGCCUUGUCUACUUCAGCUUACUACUCUUAACGUUUUUUGAGUUUCUUGUGAUGUCUAUAUUCUUAAAGGUUGUUUGAUUACUUUUAUAUAUACAGUAUCACACGUUAAGCGGGUUUUAUGGCAGAUGAACCCUCAUAGUAACAUUUUUAUCUUCUUUAAAUGUUUGGGUAUGACUGAAACUCACUCCCCGUGUCAUGUCUAUAGUGUCAGACCCUUAAGCACCACUGGUUUUAGCUCAGCAGCUCGAUGACCUGUACAAAUUGUAAUUACUUCUGUACAAACAAAAAUGCUCUUUUUUUCUGCUGUGAAAUAAGAACAUUUUAUGGGUUUUAAUAUCAGUCUUGAAUAUCCGUGGGGUUAUUUCUCCAAAGCUCAAAGGAAAGAAAUCGAAAGGAAACUGGGCAAUUCAGGUUGCAUGAAUAACAUUGUCCCUGUAAUGGUACUGCUGUGCAUGAUGAAACCCCUCUCAUUCUCACUC